Messenger RNA from Vicia villosa (hairy vetch), 498 nucleotides. RefSeq names its product secreted RxLR effector protein 161-like. The transcript has a single exon. Bases 1 to 498 code for a protein of 165 amino acids. NCBI's taxonomy places the organism in Eukaryota, Viridiplantae, Streptophyta, Magnoliopsida, Fabales, Fabaceae. The record is from RefSeq and is a predicted model, not a curated record.
AUGUUUGAUAUAGAGAAAUCCAAUGUUAUUACAAACUCUUUGCCAACCUCGUGCAAUCUUAACAAGGACAAAGAUUUAAAACCAGUCGAAGAAAGCGAGUAUCGAGGUAUGGCAAGCUAUCUUCUCUAUCUAACUACAUCCCCUCCUAAUAUGAUAUUUGUUGUUUGUAUGUGUGCACAAUUUCAAGCAUUCCCUAAAGAAUCACAUAUUAGUAUGGUCAAACGUAUCUUGACAUGUCUCUCUGGCACACAGCAAAUGGGUUUAUGGUACCCCAAGGGAGCUGAUUGUGACUUAGUUGGAUACUCUAACUCCGAUUUUGUUGGGUCCAUAUUGGAUAGAAAAAGUACCAGCAGUAUAUGUCACUUACUUGGAAACUCGUUUGUCUUAUGGCAUAGCAAGAAAAAAGCAAGUGUCACAUUAUCCACGGUUGAGGAAGAAAAUGUUGUUGUGGAUAAUUGUUGUGCUCAACUUAUUUUGGAUGAAACAACAUCUCAGUGA